AUGCCGUUUGCAUACCUAUUUUGCAAACGUCAAUCUGGCAGUCACGUCAAGCCCACUUUCCAUAGAGUCAAUCUGGCAAGUGUCAAGGAACCAGAUUCUCUUGGGAACCCUUGUAAUAGAAGCUUUUCACCAUCUACAUUUCAGUGUAAUCUUCGCAAAAAAUUCUCUACAGAAUUGGGGUUUUCUGGAAAAGGGUCACGGAUAUCGGGUCAUAAUGGAUUUCGGGUUGAGUCCACCUCCAGCGGUGGUGGAAGUGGUGGAUACGGUGGUUCCGACUCUGGAAGUUCUGGUGGAGGUGGUGGUGAUGGUGGCGGCGGCGACGGCGACGGCGGCAAGAAAUGGUCGUUUGUUUCAUGGUAUUUGACUCUUCUUGAAGCACACCCUGUAUGGACAAAAGCAGUGACAUCUGCACUUUUGACUUUCGUUGGAGACUUGAUAUGCCAGGUUGUAAUCGAUCAAGUGUCGUCUUUGGAUCUGAACGGGUAUCUCUUUUCACGCUUCUUGGGCUGGUUUUGGUUGGACCCACAUUGCACUUCUGGUACUUAUACUUGAGUAAAUUGGUAACAAUGACUGGAGCUUCAGGUGCUUUUGUGCGCCUCAUAAUCGAUCAGUUUAUAUUUGCUCCGGCUUUUAUUGGAGUUUUUCUAUCAACAUUGGUGACAUUAGAGGGGAGGCCAUCCCAGGUUAUGCCAAAGCUUCAGCAGGAGUGGGUAUCUUCGGUUAUUGCAAAUUGGCAGCUAUGGAUACCUUUUCAAUUUCUCAACUUCCGUUUUGUCCCUCAGCAAUUUCAGGUCCUUGCAGCUAACUUUAUUGCAUUGGUGUGGAAUGUAAUUCUAUCGUAUAAAGCUCACAAAGAAGUAAUUGCAAAAUAGGUUAGGAUGAAGGUUGUGAAGCUUGGGUUCAUGUAUUGAUUGUAUGCCAAUGGGGGCAUGAUUACCAGGGUGGAGAUGAUGCUUUUGACCAAGCUACAAAGGAAGGGGGAGAUAGAGAUACAUUAACUGUUAUGGCGCCUAUUGCUAAAAAAGAAAAGAGAAAUAAAGCUUAUGAUGUGGACAUGAUAUCUGAAACAAGAAGGUGCUCCUUCAUAGCAAUGUACUAUUAGGUCAUAUAGUUAGGGAAAACCUCUUAAUAACAAUGUACAAUCGGAUCCUCUUUAUACCAAU
Molecule: messenger RNA, 1163 nt
Organism: Lactuca virosa
Lineage: Eukaryota; Viridiplantae; Streptophyta; Magnoliopsida; Asterales; Asteraceae
Source: the annotation of a GenBank genome assembly